GGAACUGAUGCGAACGUGUAUUUGUUUCCACACGGAACUAUUAUUGAGCGCGGCGCAUUUGGACAGCGCUACUGUCAGUACAUGCGAAUUAUGAUCAGCCUCAAACUUUUAGACAAUCAUCGAUCAUUGAAUGUUUGUUUAAUUAUUGCUUUAUUUUAGAUCAUGAAUUUCCUCCGCAACCGUUUGGUGGUUUUGGGACUGGUGUUAUUGGCCACAGUGCUUUUGUAUCUGCUCCUGCCCUCCAUACGGCAAGGCAGUAUGGAGCCGUCACUAGAGGUGCAGCAGCGGAUGGGUUUGAUCGCCGCGUCCCCGCCGCCACCGCCGCAGUCCGGCAUCAACAUCACGGUAAGGACCGGACAGCUGCCCGGGGAUCCACCGUUGUUCUUCAGGGAGGCUCUGCCUGUGGACAGCGCUGGGAAACAGAUCCUGCCCAGGUUACAGAUGGUGCUGCUUCACGGUCAGGCCUUCACCUCUAAAACCUGGGAGGAACUGGGGACCCUCGGCCUGCUGGCCUCCAGUGGAUAUCAAGCCCUGGCUCUCGACCUGCCAGGUUUUGGGAACUCCCCCGACUCCGAGUCGGUAAAGUCGGACCAGAGCCGCGUGGAUCUGCUAAAGCGAUUUCUGGAAUCCUUGGGUGUGCGGUCUCCAGUGUUACUGAGUCCUUCUAUGAGUGGCCAUUACGCCUUGCCUUUCCUGCAAAAACACAGCGCCCAGCUGCACGGCUUUGUCACCAUCGCCCCUGUUGGUACCCGUGGCAUCACCCCGCAACAGUACCAGGAAAUCCAGACCCCCACACUGAUCGUAUAUGGAGAGUUGGACACUAAUUUGGGAGCCCAGUCCCAUAAGAACCUAAUUCAGCUGCCACAUCACACCGUGGUGAAGCUGGCCGGAGCUCGACACGCCUGCUACAUGGACAAACCCCGCGAGUUUCACCGCGCCUUGCUGGACUUCCUCAGCAAACUGGACUGAGAGAUAGUUUUUAGAAAGGUGAAGAACAACACAGAGAAUAUAAGUGGGUUGCGGAAUAGAUGAAACGAAGAACUCCAAACAUUGGCCAAGCAUUCUUUCACAUCUCAUAAAUUCCCUUUCUCCACCAUUAUUAAAAUUAAAUGUAUGCAAAAACAAGAACUUGAAGACUAAAUAUAUUUAAUGUCUUUUAGAUUGUAAAAACAGCACUUUUCAUUGGACUGCUGACGUAUUGUGAGAGUUACUCAAUGAACUCUGUCGCCAUACCUUUCCGGUUUCAGUAACAUGGAUGCCAUGGGAAAGAUCAUUUAUGCGUGGGAUCACGCUCUUGAUCCGUCUCAAAUGUUGUUGCCAGUUUGAGUCUCCAGUGGCACACGAAAAUCUCAAUGACUGAACUGAGCUCUCCUUGUUUAUUUUUAACAAUCCGUCUUACUGUGUCUCGGGAGGAAGUGUACAAUUUCCACACCAGCAUUUGGCAUAUACGUAAAUUCGAAUGUAGCAAGUGUUUAUGGUCAAUGAGUCAACCUGUGGUUUUAGCAGCUUAAAAAUAGAAGUUUUUUGCAGAAUUGGACGCCUCUCACAUCUGUGAAUUCACGCCUUUCUUGUCAAAACUCUUACUGGCACGGCAUUGUUAGUGUAACACUGUACAAUAAGGUUGUAUUUGUUAACAGUUAAUGCAUGAACCAACAAUGAAUAAUUAAAUAAUAGCAUUUAACUUAGUUUAUGUUAAUUUCGACAUUUACUAAUACACUUAUAAAAUCAAGCCUUGUAAAUGUUAACAUUAAUAAUUAAUGCACCAUUAACAAGAAUUAGAAAAAUUAUAUUAUUCAUGUUAGUUAAUGCAUUUACUAAUACAACCUUAUUGUAAAGUGUUACCAUUAUUACUUAAAAUACAAUUUUCCCAGACUGCGUACUAAAAAUGAAGAUAGCUCUGUCAUAGUUUGAUCAUCUUAUUUAUUGUUUAUUUUAUUACGUUAAAGCUGUGUGUUCAUACUGUAUUGUGUGUGUGUGUGUGUGGUAUUUAUGUGCAGUGUUCGUAUGUUUAUAAGCUGUAAAUAUGAAUACGUUGUACAGAACACUGAAGUAGCUGUGUAAUGUUGAUAUUGCUAGUGUCACAAACCUGAAAGCCGUCUCCACUGGGACUGAAUUCAGAUUAUUGUGUGCAUGGUACUGCAGAUCCAUAAAUUAUGUUUUUGUUUUGAGGGAAAUAAAGUCAAUAUUACUUUAUAUAAA
Messenger RNA from Misgurnus anguillicaudatus (oriental weatherfish), 2199 nucleotides. It is a transcript of the gene abhd14a, whose product is annotated as abhydrolase domain containing 14A. NCBI's taxonomy places the organism in Eukaryota, Metazoa, Chordata, Actinopteri, Cypriniformes, Cobitidae. The record is from RefSeq and is a predicted model, not a curated record. Gene Ontology annotation, cellular component: cytoplasm.